AAAACUAUUCAAUUGAUAAACCCGUGCAAAUUACAUGUAAAGAAAAUGACAUGAUAGAAUUCGAAUAAAACCAAACACAGGAUAACUUUUUACGGAAAAUUCUUAGACACUUACCGCGAUAACUAAUUCCUUAUCUGUUAAAAACCAACUCAUUCCACAAACACAAUCAAUCUUGACCGGAAAGCAUUUCUCACGCGACACUUAUUACACGACACACCGAGCACGUGUAACCGGUGCUGAAGUAAACAAACAAGCAAUCGUUUCAGCUGAUAGAUAUUAAAGAAGAGAAAUGAUCAAGAAAGCUAUAUGUGAGAUCUGUAAAGAGGUAGAGCACAAGUACAGAUGUCCCCAGUGUAGGAUUGUGUACUGUUCACUAGCAUGUUACAAGACACAUAAAGAGGAUUGUAGCAAAAAGGAGGAGCCUUUAGAAGAGAACAAAGUUACAGACAUCACAGACAAACCAGAAACCACCUUUCCAGAGUUUACUUUAAAUGAUGAGGAAUCUGAAGACAGAGUUAGUAUAGAACAACUGGAAACUUUAGAAAAAUCAGAUGAGUUGAAAGAAAUGUUGUGCAAUCCACAUUUGCGACAUAUGAUGACAUCGCUAGUGCAUUCCGAGAAUCCUAGUGCCCAGCUUGAGAAGGCAAUGCAGGAACCAAUCUUUACAGAAUUUGCUGACACCUGUUUAUCUAUUAUUGAUAAUAAAACUGAUACUAGUUGAA
Messenger RNA from Mercenaria mercenaria, 722 nucleotides. RefSeq names its product zinc finger HIT domain-containing protein 3-like. Gene Ontology annotation, molecular function: protein binding. Gene Ontology annotation, cellular component: nucleus; pre-snoRNP complex. Gene Ontology annotation, biological process: box C/D snoRNP assembly; snoRNA localization; maturation of LSU-rRNA from tricistronic rRNA transcript (SSU-rRNA, 5.8S rRNA, LSU-rRNA). The transcript has 6 exons. Bases 290 to 721 code for a protein of 143 amino acids. Lineage: Eukaryota; Metazoa; Mollusca; Bivalvia; Venerida; Veneridae. The record is from RefSeq and is a predicted model, not a curated record.